This is a messenger RNA of Nannizzia gypsea CBS 118893, 288 nucleotides long. RefSeq lists its product as hypothetical. The transcript has 2 exons. Lineage: Eukaryota; Fungi; Ascomycota; Eurotiomycetes; Onygenales; Arthrodermataceae. The record is from RefSeq and is a predicted model, not a curated record. Bases 1 to 288 code for a protein of 95 amino acids.
AUGGAUGCCUCUACCCUUAUAGUUGCUGGCUUCAAUUUCACUCGGGCAGAGACCUUCGGCACCGCGGUUUAUCGGUUUGUAGCCGACCGUUCCUUGGUCGUAUACGGAAUAGACAAGUUCGCCUGGUGCCAGAGUCAGUGGUGUACGUCAAUCUUGGAGUGGCUUUUACGUCCUGAUGUCCUCGCGGUCAUCACCGCAUGGUGGAUAACCUUCGCCAUCAUCACGACGCUCCUACUGACGAUUGGGUUUGGGCCGGCUGGGAUAGGGUUAGGUAGCUAUGGCUCUUGA